AUGGAGGGGAGUGCCGACCAGCAUGGCGCAUUACCGCGCAGCUCGACGAGCCCCGCGAUAGCUGUCGAGCCCAAAUCAGGACCACUCAGCGUCUCACAAACUUUUCCCAUUGGCGCAGGGUCGGUCACGUCGGACGUCGCGUCGGGCUCCAGUCCUGGCCAACAAGAUGCGCAGCGGAAUUCUCGUCGUCCACAGCAGAUCGGCGGGCCCGUCGCUCGGAAUUCGACUUAUACGCUGCACGAAACGAGAACAGAGAACAGCGCCAUCGACCCUUUAUCCCAGCAUAUCAUCCAACGGACAAAUACUCAAAAGUCAAUUCCCUUGAAACUCCUUGGGCGGGCUUCAUACGAGGCCGAGGCCGGUAGCUCCGACUUGAACCUGUCAGAGGCCAGCACCGCUCGGGGAGACGCAGCGUCAAACUCAAACCUCCCCAAAGAAAAGAAAAAGGGCGUCUCUUUUCUAAGCCGCCUUAUAGGCACCAGAAAGAAGGACCAGCUGUCUGAGGCGGAAGAUGAAAUUUCAGAACCAGAUGCCAGCCGCAUGUCCGUCGAUACUUCUAAUCCGAUAGGAUUUAUUCCACGACAUCCAGCGCCUGCGAGAUAUCUCAGAACUCGCGUGCAUUAUAAAAAAGACAAAGUCUUUGACAAAGUAUUCCUAGCGCAGGAAUUACUAGACGGUGCACGCCCCCCGCCCCGAGCCGCCGAUCGAAGAAGGUCCACCUCGGCCAGCACUCCAAAUGACGAAGGAACUGGAAAUGCGAUUUGGGCUCUGGCGUUCUCCAGGGAUGGCAAGUUUCUUGCUGCAGCUGGUCAGGACAAAAUAGUCAGAGUAUGGGCGGUGAUUUCUACCCCAGACGAGCGCGCGAACGCCACGCAGGGGUCCGAGGAGACACCGACAGCUGAUCAGCCACCACGGCUAAAGGCGCCUGUCUUUCACCCUAAACCGGUUCAAGCCUUUGAAGGACACACGGGUAGUAUUUUGGAUUUGAGCUGGAGUAAAAACAAUUUUCUCCUCUCUUCGUCGAUGGACAAAACUGUUCGAUUGUGGCAUGCCAGUCGGAGUGAAUGUCUCUGUUGCUUUCAGCAUAGCGACUUUGUCACGUCAAUUCAAUUUCAUCCUCGCGACGAUAGGUUCUUCCUCGCUGGUUCGCUCGAUACGAAACUACGUCUUUGGAGCAUCCCCGAUAAGAAUGUCGCUUUCGUCACCACCGUGCCCGAUAUGAUCACCGCGGUAUGCUUUACACCUGACGGACGGUAUUCCAUGGCCGGGUGUCUGAAUGGAUUGCUCAAUAUAUACGAUACCGAGGGUUUGAAAGUCUCGGGCCAGAUCCACGUUCGGUCUGCUCGUGGUCGCAACUCAAAGGGGAAUAAGAUCACUGGGAUCGACACCAUGACACUUCCGGCUGACGAUCCCAAUGGCGAUAUCAAAUUGCUGGUCACCAGCAACGAUUCCCGCAUCCGCAUGUACGACUUCCGUGAGCGAGCGCUGGAGGCCAAAUUCCGCGGAAACGAAAAUACGUGUAGCCAGAUCCGCGCGACAUUUACUGACAACGGCAAGCAUGUCAUCUGUGGAAGCGAGGAUCGCAGAGCAUAUGUCUGGCCCAUAGGCACUGUCGAGCGAGACACAGAUAAACGAGCUGUGGAGGUAUUUGAAACGCAAUCUGCCAUAGUGACGGUGGCAAUCACCGCGCCAACAAAGACCAAGCAGGUGUUAGGGCUGUCCGAAGAUCCGAUCUACGAUAUCUGCAAUCCACCCCCGGUAGCUCUUAUGAGCACCGAAGAAUCAUCAAAGCAGGAAAGCCCAGCGCGAGACCAGGAGAACAAACACAAUCGAUCUUCCUCCGCACCGCGGCUAUCCAUCGUCAGCAAAAUGGCCUACGAAUCACCGUCCUACAUCUCCCGCUCCAAACAUGCAGCCGGGAACAUCAUCGUCAUCGCCGACUACUCCGGCAAGAUCAAGGUCCUCCGGCAAGACUGUGCAUACCACAAACGCCGCUACGAGAACUGGGACGCCAAUUCAACAAUCUCACGACGAAUCCUACGACGCUCCAACUCCGCCCGGAACAGCAUCGCAUCGUCCACCGGCAAGGAAUCCUCCCACAAGACUCCCUCCGAACGUAUCAUAUCCUGGCGCAACUCCGUCGUCCGCCACGGCCGUACCAGCACAGAAGGAUCCCGCUCCGGCCUACGCACACGUACUCCAUCCCCACAGCGCCGCUCAGCUACCUUCCGCCUCUCCUCAUCUCGACCCUCCAGUCUGGGUCCAAACGAGUCUCUCUCUGUAAUAACAACGUCCCCACCGCCCUCCCCACGCCCCUCCCACGAACAUCCAACUCCAACAAACGGCCGCGGCCCAUCAGGCUCUCACCCCGCCAAACCAGACCCACGAAACCUCCCCGCCUCCUCAGCCGACCUCAUCACCAGCGGCAAAGCCAAAGACAACCCCCUCUGGCUGCAGGGCGACCACAGCUACGCCUACUGGAACAAAAUCACGCACGACGCGCUGGCCAUGAAAUCGCGCAAAUCGGACAAUCUGCUCAGUCCUAAUAGCAUCCCGUCCGGCAUCGAGCGGAAGGUGAGUAUUGCGCCGAGUGCGUUGAGUAGUGAUUAUGGUUCCUCGGCGGGGGAGGAGGAUAUUAUGCGAUGUAGGAAUUGUCGGGGGACAAAUUUUCGGGGCGUGAAGGGGAGGGAUGGGAGUCAGAGGUUGAUUUGUGUGAAUUGUAAUCGGGCUAUUGAGUGA
Messenger RNA from Penicillium daleae, 2739 nucleotides. RefSeq names its product WD40 repeat domain-containing protein. The record is from RefSeq and is a predicted model, not a curated record. Gene Ontology annotation, molecular function: protein binding. Lineage: Eukaryota; Fungi; Ascomycota; Eurotiomycetes; Eurotiales; Aspergillaceae. Bases 1 to 2739 code for a protein of 912 amino acids. The transcript has 5 exons.